GUAUAAAUUGAGAGCUCUGUGGAAUCGGAUGGGGAAAAAAUUUAUACGAGAGAAAUAAAAUCAAUUAGAUACGAUAUUGAAUUAGAAUUUUUGAAAAUUAUAUUCUGCGCAUAGUGAUAACAUUGUGACUUGAAUUGAUUGUGAUUUCGUUAAAGUGUCGGUAUAUCAAAAAGUAUUUUGUUGAUAGCCCAGCCCAUAGAUUCUUAUAAAAACAAACUUAAGUGCACUCAAGCGGAAUAUAAAUGAAGAAGAUUCUUUUAUGCAUUUCUAUUGCGACCCAAUUGUACGCGUUAUUGGCGGAAGGUCAACAAACAUUAUCAGCUGAGAAUGAAGUCCCUCCAAGAGUAUUUGAAAUCGACUACGAAAACAACAGAUUUCUGAUGGAUGGAAAGAAUUUUCAAUUUAUUGGUGGUUCUUUCCAUUACUUCCGAGCUUUACCUGAAACAUGGCAGAGGAAAUUGAGAACAAUGAGAGCAGCAGGUCUUCAGGUUGUGACAACUUAUGUCGAAUGGUCGUUGCAUAAUCCAAGAGACGGAAUUUAUGACUUCACUGGUAUUGCUGAUUUGGAAUUAUUCAUCAAAUUAGCGGCUCAAGAAGAUCUCUACGUGAUUCUUAGACCUGGCCCAUAUAUCUGUGCUGAACGAGACUUGGGCGGGUUCCCAUAUUGGUUGUUACACAAAUAUCCAGACAUUAAUCUCAGAACGUACGAUUUAAAUUACCGACAUGAAGUCACAAAAUGGUAUCAAGUAUUAAUGACAAAAAUGGAAAAGUUCUUGUAUGGAAAUGGUGGUCCAAUUAUUAUGGUGCAAGUUGAGAAUGAAUAUGGAUCUUACUUCGCAUGUGAUGAGAAAUAUAGAAUAUGGCUUCGUGAUGAAACUUCGCGAUAUGUAAAGGACAAAGCUGUUUUGUUCACAAAUGAUGGGCCAGGCGUGUUAAGAUGUGGAAAAAUUCCAAACGUUUUAGCAACUCUUGACUUCGGUGAAUCACCAAACUCAACAAUUGAUUCAAAUUGGAGGACAUUGCGAAGAUAUCAACCAGCGGGACCUUUGAUGAACUCUGAGUACUAUCCUGGUUGGCUAACGCAUUGGCAGGAAGAAAUGCAACGUGUUCCCGUCCAACCUGUUCUUGAUUCACUCGAGAAAAUGAUUUUGGAUGGAGCGAGUGUGAACUUUUACAUGUUUUACGGUGGAACAAAUUUUGGAUUCACUGCUGGUGCGAAUGAAGGUGGACCAGGAAGAUACGAUUCUGAUGUAACAAGUUAUGAUUAUGAUGCACCAAUGGAUGAAGCUGGUGAUCCAACAGAAAAAUAUUUCGCAAUUCGAAAGCUUAUCAGCAAAUAUUUUCCAUUGCCAAAUGUCCCCGUCCCAAAUCCAUUACCAAAGAUAAAGCUUCCUGAUAUUAACUUGAAGCCAAUUUCUAUUAUAUUUAAUCCAAAUGGACGUCGAUAUCUUGCGAAUUUUACAAAGCAAUCAAAUCUUCCAAUGUCAUUCGAGUCACUUGAUCAAAAUUCCGGCUUUAUUCUCUACGAGACGAAGUUGCCGAGGAUAAAUCGGGACCCAGUUCUAUUAAAAUUUGCUGAUUUGCGUGAUCGUGCAUAUAUUUAUGUCAAUCGACGAUUCGUUGGAAUUAUCUCGCGUGAGAAUAAAAUUUAUUCGAUACCCUUAAGUCUGAGUUUGGGGGAUGAACUUCAAAUUCUCGUUGAGAAUGAAGGAAGAAUCAAUUAUGGACUUGCAAACGAUUUCAAAGGAAUUCUUGGAAAUGUUUAUUACGACACGAUGGUUCUUGUGAACUUCACAAUAACAGGAUUUCCACUUGAUAAUUAUGUGAAGAUGGAAGAACUUAUAACUGCUUACAAAACCAAUCCUGGUGAUGAUUUAACACUUUCAGCAGAAAGUUUAAAGGCAGGCCCAGCUGUUUUCUAUUCAGAAUUUAAUCUUGAUCGAAAUCAAAUUUUUGAUACAUAUUUGGAUUCAACAGGAUGGGGAAAAGGAAUUGUGUUCAUCAAUGGCUUCAACUUAGGCCGAUAUUGGCCACUUGUUGGUCCACAAAUUACAAUUUAUGUUCCAAGAGAAGUUUUACGUGUUGGAGUUAAUAAGAUCGCUAUGAUUGAACUUCAAAAUGCACCUGAUGCAGGUCUUGUGACGUUUAGUAAUAGACCAAAUCUUGAUGGAAAUUUCUAUUAGCUAAAAUCAAAAAAUAAUUUAAAUUGAGAAAAAAGAAAGAAAAUAAUUUUAAAAUAAAUUUUUAUUUCCGGAAUUUCUCCCUAAACUUUUUGUAUCAUUUUUAAGGAGUGUUUGAUAGCGCUUAAAGCGACAAGUACUUUUCAACAAUUCACAGCCUUUGCCCAGUUAAACAUUCCUUAAAAUUUUCUUUUAUAAAUUCAUUGUUCGCUGAUGAGGUCUCUAAAAUUACUAUUUUAAUAAAUUUUUAAGAAUUCAAUUAAAAAGAGACUUAAUCAAGCAUUCUUUUUUCGCUGAGGUUCCUUUUG
Molecule: messenger RNA, 2488 nt
Organism: Clunio marinus
Lineage: Eukaryota; Metazoa; Arthropoda; Insecta; Diptera; Chironomidae
Source: the annotation of a GenBank genome assembly